AUGAGUGGGAAUCAAUCCAUCACACCUAAGAAGGGGAACCAUGAUGAACUGCCAAAAGAGAAGACGUACGUGACGGUUGAGGAGAAAGACGUAACAGCAGAGGAAGAUCGGAGUUCAGAAACCUACACCGACUCUCCCGACCCCUCCAACCCCCUCACCUGGUCCUUUCGCAGACGCCUCUCCCUAGCCGCUAUAAUCUCCCUGCUCGUAGCCCUCCCACCCAUCUCCAGCACCAUGCUGGCGCCCGCGAACACACUGCUCCGCACCGACUUCAACAUUACCUCCUCGACCAAACUACAGCUCGUCUUCUCCAUUUACAAUUUAGGCUAUGGCAUCGGGCCUCUAGUCCUCGCUCCCCUCUCCGAGAUGUACGGUCGCUUGCUCGUGAUACACUCAUGCACUGCCGCUUUCCUUGUCUUCAAUACUGCGGCGGGCUUCGCGAGAUCGGGUCUUCAACUCGGCGCGUUUCGCUUUUUGAGCGCGUGCGUGGGGUCCACGAUUAUGAGUGUGGGCAGUGGCGUUCUAGGCGAUAGCUUUGCACAGCAUGAGUUUGGUCUUGCGGGAGCUGUGUAUGGGCUAAUGCCUCUCCUGGGGCCAGUGAUAGGACCAGUGGCUGGUGGGUUUGCGGUCGAGUAUGGGUCGUGGCGGUGGAUGUGUUGGACAUUGUCACUCGUUGGUGUUGUUCUUCAAUGCGUGGCACUUGUGUUUCUGCGUGAGACACAUAGACCGACGAUUCUGCGGAGGGAGAAGGCAACACCAGCUCUGAAGUCUGGUAAGGACAUCCCAUGUGACGAGCAAAACACCAACGAGCCAUGGUCAUGCAAGGCCAUCCGCCCACUCAAACUACUGGCCACGCAACCACUGAUACAGUUCCUCGGACUUUACCUCGCCUUCCUCACCGGCGUCUGCUACAUCAUCGAGUACACCUUCCCGACGCUCUGGACGGAGCGGUACAACCAGACCACUGCAAACGGCGGGCUAAACUACAUCGCCAUUGGAAUAGGAUUCGUCGUCGGAGCACUAACGUGUUCGUAUCUCAACGACCGAGUGUACAAAGCGCUGACUGCCAGAAAUGGAGGAACUGGCAAGCCAGAAUUUCGCAUCCCCGUGAUGCUACUCGGCGCACUCUUAGCUCCCGCAGGCCUGUUCUGGUACGGUUGGACUGCGCAAGCUGGGGCGCAUUGGAUCUUGCCUGACAUUGGGAUCGCCAUCUACGCAAAGGGGUUUGUUAUCGGGAUCGUCAAUACACACAUGUACGUCGUGGAUUACUAUGGAAGCUAUGCGGCCUCGGCGGUAGCAGCUGUCUCGUUUGCUCAGGCUCUGUUUGGCUUUCUUCUGCCGCUGUUUGGACCUGCGCUGUAUACUUCGCUGGGUUAUGGCUGGGGAAACAGCAUCAUGGGUUUCAUUGCAAUAUGUAUUGGAUGGCCCUUACCAGCUUUGUUGUGGAAGUAUGGCGAGGUGCUCCAGAGCAAUAGCCCAUACUCUGCGAGACGUCAGCCUUGUAGCGCUGAUAAGAACGCCCAUGUAUGA
Messenger RNA from Dothidotthia symphoricarpi CBS 119687, 1530 nucleotides. RefSeq names its product polyamine transporter 3. Gene Ontology annotation, biological process: transmembrane transport. The record is from RefSeq and is a predicted model, not a curated record. The coding region runs from base 1 to 1530 and encodes 509 amino acids. Gene Ontology annotation, molecular function: transmembrane transporter activity. Lineage: Eukaryota; Fungi; Ascomycota; Dothideomycetes; Pleosporales; Dothidotthiaceae. The transcript has 2 exons.